CCAGCUGCUGGUUGGAGUUGAGGCAGCCCACACUCGUGAAUACGUAUAUUGGUUGGUCACCAAACUUGAAAGGGCUUCCACCUAACCCCCGAAGCCCACCUCUGGAGUCUGGAGUGUUUUAGAAGUUCAGCUCAUUAAAAGACUUCCAUCCUUCCUUGCAGUAACGAUUACAGAGCAGCUGUAGACGCAGACAGAGUUGAGCAGCGGAGAUGGAGGAGGCCAAAGGUGAAGUGAGGCACGUACUCCUAGCCAAGUUCAAAGAUGGGCUCUCAGAAGAUGAGAUUGACCAACUCAUCAAGGGCUACGCCAAUCUCGUCAAUCUCAUCCCACCUAUGAAGUCUUUUUCAUGGGGUAAGGAUGUGAGCAUUGAGAAUUUGCACCAAGGCUUUACUCACAUCUUUGAGUCCAUCUUUGAGAGUACCGAAGGGAUUGCUGAGUAUAUUGGUCAUCCAGCUCAUGUUGAAUAUGCUAAUCUGUUGCUCCCUCAACUAGACAAAGUCCUUGUCAUUGAUUACAAACCUACAGUAGUCCAUCUUUAAAUAUUUGGGCAGAAAUCUUCUUCAUUCAACACCCUACAAACUUUACUAUGCAUUCACUUGUAUCAGAAGCUACUUGCUGUUGAAUGAUGCUCAAGCAGCUCACCUUUUCUUGGUACUGUUUAAGAUAAGCACCUGUUUCUGCUUUGGUAUACAGUUUCCUUGACCCAAAAAAAGAAAGGAUAAACAUUUGAAUUAUACUUCUUUUGGCUGGACUUGCGAACUAAUAUAUGUUUUUAAAUAAAAUCACAUGUUUUUCGGAUC
Messenger RNA from Coffea eugenioides, 800 nucleotides. Its product is annotated as stress-response A/B barrel domain-containing protein HS1. Gene Ontology annotation, biological process: pollen tube adhesion. The record is from RefSeq and is a predicted model, not a curated record. The coding region runs from base 210 to 539 and encodes 109 amino acids. Lineage: Eukaryota; Viridiplantae; Streptophyta; Magnoliopsida; Gentianales; Rubiaceae. The transcript has 2 exons.